Molecule: messenger RNA, 1599 nt
Organism: Suillus bovinus
Lineage: Eukaryota; Fungi; Basidiomycota; Agaricomycetes; Boletales; Suillaceae
Exons: 4
Coding region: 396-1307 (303 amino acids)
Source: RefSeq, a predicted model, not a curated record
UGUUGGCGGUCUGACAGUUUACUUGAUUACUCCUGAAAGGCGCUUUUUCGUGCAUGUGUGGUGAGAUGUCGUGUCACGGCUUUCCCUCGCGUAGUACUACCCUUGUAGGCGCAUGUGUACAUAUGUGUGCAGCCAGGCUAUUGUGCCAGCAAGUUAUGGGUUCACGAUUGCCCUAAUUUGUGAACUUCGUCUUGUUCUGCUGUCAACUAUUUCCGCAGGGAUUUGUGCGCGAUGCUUUUGUGUUGAGAUAGGCACCCACUGGAGCAUCGCAUCGAUUCUUGGGGUGUUCCUUGGCACAUGUAGUAUGGGACUGACACCUGUGCUCGCCCUUAGACUGUCCGACAGUACAAAAGCUUUUCCUGUAGGCACUUCAGUCUUCAACACCUUCUUCCAUAAUGCAUUGCGACAACGCGUCCUGUGAUUGUUCCAGUCACAGUAGAGGCUUGUGUGGUUGGUGGCGCAAUUAUUCCCUCCGCUGCACAAAGCAGAGAAGUGUUCGAAGUGUAGACCAUGACACCCCUGGAUCGGCCCCUCCCUGGCGAAAUGGCUUCCCGCCACGAUAUAUGUGGCGGGUGCCUGCCUGGGUCGACACAAGCAGGGUUAGCACGCCUAUGCUGCCAGCCAGACAACCCGACCACAAUGUGUGGUCUUUUCCAGCUGGCAAUCUAACCUGGACCCCACACAUGAACGCACUUAGCUACUUACCCGAAACAGUUCGGUGGACUCCUGCUACACUUUUUGCUGUACCGUGGCCUCAGAUGCUCGAUGCACGCCCGAAAAUUGCACCCUACCUUGCUACAAAUCCUUUCCAACCAGACAUGCCUAUACUUCAGUGGGAUGUCCGCCAGAACCCGAUUACCGCUAGGCUGACGACGGGUGCACACAUCUCCACAGAUCUGGCAAACGUUCUGAGCUCUCACAUUGCGGAUAUUCCGGUUGGCAUUAUCGAAAUUGCCAUCCCAGCUUGUCCCAUGGCGUACAUGCGGAAUGUCGUCAGGGUGCAAAGGUCCAGCGCUAUCAAGGUCCAGGAUGUUCUCGAUGCCAUUUACGAAUGGUUACAGACACCUCUUACUCGGGUUGAGAUGGAACACAUCGAAUGGGUGAGCCCAGACGGUGGCGAAGCAGUUUUGUGGGCUUUACGAGAGAGAGCUUCCACGAGUCCGACGCUGCAUGGCUGGGAAUAUCGACAAGGACCACGGCGUAUAGACUGUUUAGGAGAUGUUCGUAGAUGGAUGGGAUUAAGCUACUCUCCUACGGGACAGGGCAUGCAACUGAUUCUCAACCUUCAACCCGUUCAACGGCUAUGAUAAACCUUUGCUUGAUACCCCAAUGAUACCCAUUUUGACUUUUACGAGCUCAGUACUACUCACGCAUUCGAUAAUUAUUUUUAUUCCUAAUCGUAAACACUCGGCACUGCAACAACUUACUCCUGUGAUUCAUCACAUCGAUACCCAAUAAUCGAUUCGCGAUAUUCCGAGCUACUACAUAGUACAUAAUAAUAGCAAACACAGGACUGGCACUGAUUACAAGUUUUUCCUCGCUUCCCAAGUUGUAUCCAUAAACAAUCACGUAUCGGUUAUUCAAGUUCGUGUCCCGAUU